This is a messenger RNA of Drosophila hydei, 4637 nucleotides long. RefSeq names its product alpha-1-macroglobulin-like. Bases 127 to 4560 code for a protein of 1477 amino acids. The record is from RefSeq and is a predicted model, not a curated record. Gene Ontology annotation, cellular component: extracellular region. Gene Ontology annotation, molecular function: endopeptidase inhibitor activity. The transcript has 7 exons. NCBI's taxonomy places the organism in Eukaryota, Metazoa, Arthropoda, Insecta, Diptera, Drosophilidae.
UCUGAGCCCGGUCGGUUGUCGCAUCGCUUGGCAAACCAACUUGAAUAUAUAUUUUAUAUUUUCAAUAUAUAUAUAUUUAUUUACAAGUUAUUGUUUCUCGUUCAUUUCCUUUUCAACAACAACAAAAUGCGUCGCUCAGGCGCUUUUGCUGUCAUCGCUUGUGCGACUCUGGCGCUUCUAAGCAUGGCGGACCCAGUGAAAUGUGACGGACAAUAUACAAUCGUUGGACCGGGAACCAUACACUCUCAUCGAGACUACAAUGUGGCUGUCGCCGUGCAUCACACCAAGGAGCCUGUUACCUUGAAGAUUGGUAUUACGGGACCUUCGUACAACGAGACCCAAACGGUCGAGUUGCCAAAUAGCGAUGAGUUCAAGCAGAUUACCUUCAAGUUGCCUCCUCUAAAAUCUGGAGACUAUAACUUAACCGCAGAGGGCGUCUCGGGACUAGAGUUCAAGAACUCCACGCAGCUUACUUUGGCAGAGUUUAAGCCCUACGUCAAGCUGCAAACCGAUAAGGGAAAGUAUAAGCCCGGCGACACUAUCAACUACCGCGUAAUCUUCUUGGAUGAGAACCUUAGGCCAAGUGUGGCCGAGGAUGAUGUAGUCGUAUGGUUCGAGGAUCCCAAACGCAAUCGCAUUAAAGAGCUUAAGCACAUCAAGACUCGAGGUGGUGUCUACACCGGAAAAUUUGAACUGUCGGAGUUUGCCAUUCUGGGCUCGUGGACCCUUUCGGUGCAGAGUGGCAAUUCCUAUUCGGAUGAGCGGGCCUACUUUGACGUGGAGAAAUACGUGCUCCCUAAAUACAUCGUCAAAAUGGAUGCGACUCAGCAUGUGUCGGUCAAGGACGGUGAUAUGCAGGUUGUUGUGAAAGCCAAUUACACCUAUGGCAAGCCAGUAAAUGGCAAAGUACUGCUCAAUGUGCACACGGACGAGUCAAGCUCAUGGUCCACGGUAAAUGGCGAAACAGUCCGCACAGACACGCCAGGGCACGCUCUCAUCAGAACUGCGGAGAUGGUCAACGGCAAGGCGAAAUUUGAUAUUAAUGUUAAGGAAUUUGCUACUUUCUUGCCACACAAAACGUCGUCGUGGUACGCACAGAUUUUGGCCACUGUUGAGGAGGACUUUACAGGUGUUCAACUUAACGAAACUGGGGGCGUACAACUUUAUCCGUAUCGCUACGAAAUGUCCUGCGUGGACUACAGCUCUUGCUAUUCCUUUGUAGCCGAUAAGGAACACGAAAUCAUCUUCAAAGUCACUCUUGUUGAUGGCACCCUACUAAAAGACACCAAGACCCCUGUCAAGGCAAAGUUCACCGAGGGAAUACGCCACUCUAGAUAUGGCGAUGAGUCCAAAUUACCGACAAUUGAGAAGAAAUCCCUUGAAUUUGAGAGCCACCUAAACGAGUCCAGCUUGGCUGUCUUUAAGAUCACGCUGCCAGAUUUACCUGACAUGGAAAACUAUACGCGUUACUACAGCAUCGAGUUACAGUUUGAUGGAGAAGAGCGAGAGCUGUAUACAACCUAUCCCUACAGGGAGCCAAAGAAAAUUGAACCACUUCCUGAAGAAGAGAAGGAAAAGGAAUGGUUUAAGGUCGACGUGCAGAGACCUAAGGACAUAUGGAGCCUCAAAAUCGGAGAGGAAUACCAAGUUACUUUGAACUCCAGUCGUCCGCUCAAGUACUUUGUGUACAACAUCAUUGGACGUGGCAAUGUCCUGCAAACGGAACGAAUCGUGCUGAGUGAGCCACAGAAGGUCUAUAACAUCAGUCUGACACCAACAUUCCUGACUUCUCCUUAUGGUCGUAUCUAUGUCUACUACGUGGAUGAGACCGGUGAAUUCCGCUAUGCCGAGGAUACUUUCCAUGUAGAUGUCGAGCUACAGAACCAGAUUGAGGUGACUGCUCUAGAUGAGGUCAAGCCAGGCGCAGAUGUUGAGCUAGAAAUUAAGACGCCGCCCCAGUCAUUCGUUGGCUUGAUGGCUGUGGAUCAGAGCGUCUUGUUGCUAGGAUCCAAUAAUGACAUCAAUAAAGAUUCGUUCGGUUGGCGCUUAGGACGUUACGAUACUCACACACCCUGGCAAGGGGGUUACUCCUACUAUCCCGGUGAACGAAGCGGCGUGGUGACCAUGACGAAUGCCAACUUCUUCUAUAAUCGCACAGCUCCCGAUUAUCACCUAAGUAAGCUGAAAAAAAAAAGCUUCGCAGGUGGCGUCAUGCGAAAGACCGCACUUGUAUCGAAUGACAUGGUACAUAGCACAGCAGUUCCAAUGAGCGCAUCAGCAGAAGGUGCCUUAGUUGGGAACGCAGGUGGAUUCGCUGCAGCGCCUGCCUCAGCACCGACAGUGCGCAAAAACUUUGUGGAAACGUGGCUAUUCGAGGACAUCGAAAGUACCAAGACAGAGAUUUUCAAGUGGGUCCGAAAAAUCCCCGAUACAAUUACAAGCUGGGUGCUGACGGCGUUUUCACUGCAUCCCGACAAGGGCUUGGGCGUGACCAACGAGCAGCUGAAAAUUAAGACUUUCCAGCCGUUCUUUGUGUCCGUGCGUCUACCAUACUCUGUGAAGCGUGGCGAGGUAAUCAAUGUGCCCGCUCUGGUCUUCAACUACCUGCCCAAGCAGCUGGACGUGGAGGUGACCCUGAACAACGAGGAUAACGAGUACGAUUUUGUGGAUGUGUCCAACGAGGUACUGGGCGAACAGAAGCGCACCCAGACGCUGCGCGUGGGCGCCAAUUCCGCAGCCGGCGCCUCCUUCCUUCUGCGUCCCAAAAUCAUUGGCAGCAUUCUGCUGAAAUUUACGGCCAUUUCUCCUCUUGCCGGAGAUGCAGUGCACAAAACCCUUAAAGUGGUGCCCGAAGGUGUCACGCAAUAUAAGAAUCGGGCAUUCUUCGUCAACUUGAAGGAUGUGCACGAGCACAAGGACAGCUUUGAACUGGAUCUGCCGGAGGACCUUGUGCCAGACUCGCAGCAUGUCGAAUUUGGUUUUGUCGGCGAUCUGCUUGGUCCGGUCAUUAAGAAUCUAGAACAGCUGCUGCACUUGCCCAGCGGCUGCGGCGAGCAGACCAUGUCCAAACUUGUGCCCAACUAUUUGGUACAUGAUUAUCUGAAGCACAUGAAGAAACUAACUCCAGAAUUGGAGCAUCGCAUAAAGCGCAAUCUGGAGCAAGGCUACCAGCACAUGUUCCAUUACCGUCACGACGAUGGAAGCUAUAGCUCCUUUGGACCAGGCAAGUGGCGUGAGGAGGAUCCAGAACGCAACGGUUCCACCUGGCUGACGGCCUAUGUGCUGCGCUCCUUUGGCCAGGUGAGGGAUUUGAUAAAGCUGGACGAAAAACAACUGGAGAGCGGCUAUGAGUUCCUACUCAGCCGACAGGCUGAGAACGGAAGCUUCACGGAAGAAGGCGAAUUUUUCUAUGGCUCACAGCGCUCGGCCCUCACGAUGACUGCCAACGUACUUCUGGCUCUACUUGAGCAGCAGAAGCCCAACCAAACGGCCAUCGACAAGGCUGUGGCCUAUCUGAAUGCCCACUCCAAUGAGAAGGAUACGGAAGAUCUAUUGCCCAGGGCUAUUGCUACGUACGCGUUGCAGAAAGCAAAGUCUCCAGAUGCCGCCAAGCAUGUGGCUGCUCUGAAAGCACUUGCCAAGCACGAGGAAGAUCGCACCUGGUGGACGGAAGAUGAUCAAAAGUUGCGCCCCGGAAAAUGUGCUCGCUGGUGGUGCUGGGUGUGGAGCCAUGACAUUGAAAUCACUUCAUAUGCACUGCUCUCGUUGCUGGAAUCGGACCUAGAGACUCCCAAUUCGCUGCUGAAUUCGAUUCGCUGGCUGGUGGCACAGCGGAACAGCUUUGGUGGUUUUGCUUCUUCGCAGGAUACGGUGGCUGGGCUUCAGGCCCUCAUACAGUUCGCUAAGAAGUCCGGCUACGAGCCAGCUAGGUGGGACGUGUCAGUGUCCAAUCAAGGUCCGCGAGAAAAGACUGAGAAGCUCAGCCUGACGGAAGAUAACGAUUUGCUACUACAAACGGUGGAGUUCCCUCAAGGCACCAAGUCGCUGUCGUACGAGGCCAAGGGAACUGGCGCUGCUCUGCUACAGAUCAGCUACCAGUACAAUGUUGUCGAGAAGGAGCCCAAGCCGAGCUUCAAGAUUCAAGCUAUUAUUAAGCCAGAAUCGCCGCCAGCCAAGUUAGAGCUCAGCGUAUGCGUUGAGUAUGUGGAGGAGGGCAAGGCCAAAGCAUCCAAUAUGGCUAUACUGGAAGUCUCACUACCAUCCGGCUAUACCGUAGAUGAGGACAGUUUCAAGGACAUACAGGAAAUCGAGCGCGUCAGGCUGGUGGAGACCAAAAAUGAAGACUCUGUGGUGGUCAUCUACUUUGAGAGUCUGCCCAAGGGAGAAAUCAAGUGCAUACCUAUCGAGGCGUUCAAGACUCAUGCUGUCGCCAAUCAGAAGCCUGCUCCGAUUGUUCUCUAUGAUUACUACGACACGAACAAGAAAGCAACUGAAUAUUACCAGGUCGAAUCAAAGCUUUGCGACAUUUGUGAGGGCGAUGAAUGUACGGCUAAGUGCUGAACACCAUCUUAUCUAAUGAUAACAUCUAUGUGCCCUUUACUAAUUACGAAGAGAAAAUAAAUUGCUGUGAUUAUACU